Cicer arietinum (chickpea) is the source of this 1420-nucleotide messenger RNA. RefSeq names its product monooxygenase 2-like. Gene Ontology annotation, molecular function: FAD binding. NCBI's taxonomy places the organism in Eukaryota, Viridiplantae, Streptophyta, Magnoliopsida, Fabales, Fabaceae. The record is from RefSeq and is a predicted model, not a curated record.
UCUUCCUAAUCAAGAUUUAAACGACAGUAUAAAAUGGAAAGUGUAAUUGAAGAAGAUAUUGUGAUUGUGGGAGCUGGAAUUGCUGGACUGACAACAUCCUUGGGACUUCAUAGAUUGGGUGUUAGAAGUUUGAUAUUGGAAUCUUGGGAUGGUUUGAGAGUGAGUGGUUUUGCUUUAACAAUAUGGGAAAAUGGUUGGAAGGCAUUGGAUGCUGUCGGUGUUGGAGACAUCCUCCGCCAUCAACAUCUCCUUCUUCAUGGGAAUGUGACUACUUCUAUGAUUACGGGUCAACAAACAUCAACUACAUCUUUCAAGGACAACAAAGGAAAAUAUGGAGCCCGUGAAGUUCGUUGUGUUAAAAGGCAGUUACUGUUGGAAGCCCUUGCCAAUGAGCUUCCAAGUGGAACCAUUAGGUUCUUGUCAAAGGUGGUUGCUAUUGAAGAUUUGGGCUUCUCUAAGAUACUCCAUCUUGUUGAUGGAACAACUAUCAAAACCAAGGUAUUGAUUGGGUGUGAUGGAGUAAACUCUGUUGUGGCAAAGUGGCUAGGGUUGAAGAAGGCCUCUUACACAGAGAGAUAUGCAACAAGGGGUUAUGCAGACUUGAAGAACACUCACCAGCUUGAGCCAAUUUUCAUGCAGUACUUUGGCAAAGGUUUUCGAGCUGGAGCUAUUCCAUGUGACCAAAAGGGUGUGUACUGGUUUUUUACAUGUAUCAGUCAAGAUGAAGAGUUAGCACAAGACCCUGCUAAACUGAAACAAUAUGUGCUAAACAAGCUAGAGAAGAUGCCAAGUGAUGUUAGAAUUUUCAUAGAAAAAACUGAAUUACAUGCUUUUCAAUCAGCUCCAUUGAGAUAUAGAAAACCUUGGGAACUCAUAAUGGGAAAUAUUAGCAAAGGAAAUGUUUGUGUUGCUGGUGAUGCUUUACACCCUAUGACACCUGAUCUUGGCCAAGGGGGGUGUUGUGCUUUAGAGGAUGGGGUGGUUUUAGCAAGGUGUCUAGCUGAGGCAUUUUCCAAUAAAUCAAUAAAGGAAGAAAAAGAAGAAGAAGAAUACAAAAGGAUUGAGGAAGGUUUGAAGAAAUAUGCAAAUGAGAGAAGAUGGAGAUGCAUUGAUCUCAUUGCUACAUCUUAUAUUGUUGGUUCUAUUCAGCAAAGUGGUUCCAAAUUUGUUAACUUCUUUAGGGAUAAAUUUUUGGCUUCAUUCCUAGCUCUUAUGUUACUAAAGAAGUCAGAAUUUGAUUGUGGACAACUAAAAUAGCUCUAUUUAGUGGCACAAUUAUCUUGCAGUUAAUAAUUGUUGUUUUGAUAAUCUUGGGAAGUAUAAUAUAAUAAUGUUGUCAUAGACCAAUCAUAGUUAUGUAAGACUCAUUUCACCAAAUAAAAGAGAUAAUGUUAUAAAAAGAGGAUUAGAUUGGCUCUUA